This is a messenger RNA of Populus nigra (black poplar), 613 nucleotides long. RefSeq names its product large ribosomal subunit protein eL30. Gene Ontology annotation, cellular component: cytosolic large ribosomal subunit. The record is from RefSeq and is a predicted model, not a curated record. Gene Ontology annotation, molecular function: RNA binding; structural constituent of ribosome. The transcript is spliced from 5 exons. NCBI's taxonomy places the organism in Eukaryota, Viridiplantae, Streptophyta, Magnoliopsida, Malpighiales, Salicaceae. Bases 109 to 447 code for a protein of 112 amino acids.
CAAUUCCACAAAAGCCCUAGCCUCCUCUUUAUAUAAGUACACAUUAUUCCAGUGUUCCUCGCUGUGGUAAGCCCUAUUUUCUCCGCCGAACUAUCUCACAUCACAACCAUGGUGGCUGCCAAGAAAACUAAGAAGACUCAUGAGUCUAUCAACAACAGACUAGCUCUUGUGAUGAAGAGUGGAAAAUACACUCUAGGGUACAAGACCGUGCUUAAAUCUCUCAGAAACUCAAAGGGGAAGCUUAUAAUCAUCUCCAACAAUUGCCCUCCUCUUAGAAAAUCUGAGAUUGAGUAUUAUGCUAUGUUGGCGAAGGUUGGAGUUCACCACUACAACGGAAACAAUGUCGACUUGGGCACUGCUUGUGGUAAAUAUUUCAGAGUGUGCUGCCUCAGUAUUAUUGAUCCAGGUGAUUCCGAUAUCAUUAAGAGCGUGCCUGGUGAUCACUGAUUCGGUUUCCAGGCAGUAGAAUGUCUCGUUAGUUUUAUACCUGUUUUUGUAUUUUUGGAACUGGGUUUCAAUCGAGAGCACUGUGUUAUUGUUAGCAAGAACUAUUUAUCUGGAACUUGUAUGCUUCUUUCGUAGCCAUUUUAUAUGUACUAGAUGUUUAAGUGAA